Amborella trichopoda is the source of this 690-nucleotide messenger RNA. NCBI's taxonomy places the organism in Eukaryota, Viridiplantae, Streptophyta, Magnoliopsida, Amborellales, Amborellaceae. The record is from RefSeq and is a predicted model, not a curated record.
AGGCACCACACGCAUAGUGGUGCACUUCUUAACGAGGUGGCUCCAUGAGAAUAACUAGCUGAGACCCAAUGGAGGACAAAUCCAACGGCACAGAUCCACCCUCACCUGCCCAAACACCAACCAACGGCCUGGAUACGAGAUCUCCCAAGCUUCUCAAACAAUCCCUCUCUCUAGAGGAACCCCACAUAAGAGAUUCAUUUCCCAUCCAUAAACACAAUGAAAGUAGGCCAUUUCCAUCCUCUCUUUGCCAUGAUCUCCUUUUUGAAGAUAUUUUUACAAAAUUUCCAAAGAAAUCUACCAUUUCCUGGAGACCUCUGGAGAUGGACCCAGGUGAUAUUUGGCCAACGACAGGGGGGUUUUUGGGAAGAGAUUUAGUAGGAGAAGAAGAAAUGGGCAAUAAGAGGUGGUAUGGAGGAGAGGUGCAAAUGCGUCAGAAAACUAUUGAUGUCAUUGUAAAGACGUAUCGAGGGGGUUUUGAGGGGGAAAUGGAAAUGGAAAUGGAAUUAUGGGCAUCUACGGCCACUUUUCACAGGAAUUUGAUGAGUUUGAUGGGUUUUUGCAAAGAUCCUCCUUCUCUUGUCUUUGCUUAUGAUGGGCCUGGCACGUUGGAUCAAUUGCUGACACGUGAGUCCUUUCUUUGAUUUUGUAUUUUGUAUUUUGCAUUUGGUUUUGAAUACAUAUUGUGGAAAG